Molecule: messenger RNA, 475 nt
Organism: Caenorhabditis elegans
Lineage: Eukaryota; Metazoa; Nematoda; Chromadorea; Rhabditida; Rhabditidae
Source: the annotation of a RefSeq genome assembly
AUGGUUGUGGUCAUCCUCAUUGCUCACAUAAUGGCUCCAGAAGUACAACCAGGAUACGAGAAUCCAAAUUUUGGUGAUGGAACACUCGUUGGAUACGAGCUCGAAAUAUUUUUGCACUGUGCAGCAGUGAAAAAGUCAAUUAUGAUGUUCUUCUUGCUAUUAUUCUUAUUUCCGUAAUUGCAAUCACGUUCAUCAGACUUCUCUGCGUGAUCAACAUCAAAAAGCAAGAUGAAGCCAAUGCCAGUUCUAACACCGGACUCAAUGUGAACUUCGAUGAUGAAUAAGUUGUAAAAUGGCAUCAAACCCCAACGAAUUGCCAAAUCUUGACGACGGUAACAUCCUCAACAUUUUCAUUGUCGUAAUCUCCGCUUUUUUAAUCAUUUGCAUCGUUGCUCCAAUCCUCUUUGCAAUUCGUGAGAGAAAACGAAGUUCAUGUGGACAAUGCCGUUCAAUUCAAUGGCCAAGUUGGCGGUGA